AUGACGACGUCAGAUCUACAGCAAGUAGCGCUGGCAGCCGGAAGAGGCCAGGGCUCAAGAAGUCCGUGUCCUUCUCUCUCCUACCUAGUGACGAUGAUAGAAGUUCUAUCUAUCCGGUCGGGUAAGAUAAACUACAGCGACACAGAGAGUGAAGACGAAGGGACGACAAAGAAAAAUGCACAAAAUAAUAAUAAUUCCAAAACUGCGCCUAAAGCUAACGGAAACGCAGCAACUAACGGAAAGCCACCGCCUUCAGAUGAAUCAACUGAGGAGGAAGAAGAGGAAGAGCCAUCUGUGCCAAAAGUAACUAUAACGCCCAGAACUGACGCUAACACAAAAGCGUCCACUAACAACAAAGGCAGUGCUGUCAAAACGCCCCCAAAACCCGGCGACACGAAAACUCAACAAGCAACAAAUGCAGCAAAUUCUCAAAAUUCAGCCCAGAAACCCGCUACAGCAUCGAAGGCACCCCCUUCUAAAGCAGUGCAGUCAAAUACCACAAAUGGUAAGCCACAGGCUGCCAAAGUGGAAGAGAGCGAUGAUGACGACACCCCAACACCCACGCCACCCAAAACGUCCAAGCCGCCACCUAGUGACACUGAGGACGAAAAAUCUAUCCAAGGUAGAAACCGCUUAUAUAGUGAUAGUGAAGAAAGCGAAGACGACCAACCCACCGCAAAGCCAACCAGUGCCCAAUACGAGACCGAUGAGGAGGAAGAAACAGAGGAGGAGACGGAUGACGAGGACGAAGAUGAAAAUGCUGACAACCACAGGCAGGCGCAGGAAAAUAUUGUCACCGCAGUAUCUAUUACAGGUACUUCUGAAAAAGAAGAGAAAGAGACAGCGACCGUUACUGUUAAUAACGCGAGUCAAAAAAAAGUUGCCACAAACAGUGCCGCUCCAAAACAAGGCACAACUGUAUCGGCCGCCCAAAAACAAGGCACAACUUUAUCCACCGCCCAAAAACAAGGCACAACUGUAUCCACUGCCCAAAAACAAGGGACAACUGUAUCCAACGCCCAGAAACAAGGCGCAACUGUAUCCAUAGCUCAAAAGCAAGGUACAACUGUAUCUGCAGCUCCAAAGCAAGGCACAACUGUAUCCACCGCCCAAAAGCAAGGCACAACUGUAUCCACUGCUCAAAAGCAAGGUACAACUGUAUCAGCAGCUCCAAAGCAAGGCACAACUGUAUCCGCAGCUCAAAAGCAAGGCACAACUGUAUCUGCAGCUCAAAAGCAAGGUACAACUGUAUCAGUCGCCCAAAAACAAGGAACAAAUGUCUCUAACAAAAUCGGAACACAGAAACAAGGCACAACACUAUCCGUUAACAACUCAACAUUGAAAAAUGUCCCACCUGGAACACAGAAACAGAAUACGACAGUGAGCAAUGCCGCCCAGAAACAAUCUACAACAGUUAGUAACGCAACCCCCAAACCACAAGGUCCAUCUGCGUUGGCACCAAAUAAUACUCCAAAGCAGGCCACAUCUCCCAACAACACAGCAACGAAACCAAUAAUUGAAACUGCAAAAGCUGAAGAGGAGGAGGAAGAGGAAGAAGAAGAGUCAUCAGAGUACGAAACUGAUGAAGACGAGGAAGAAACUGAUGAAGACGCAGAUGAUGUGCCUUCACAGGAAAAUAUUGUAACUGCAGUGUCAAUCACAAAAGAAUCUGAGGAGAAAAAGGAAGUGAUAGCCACGUCAACAAGUAAAAGCGAUAUCACGGCAAAAAAGAGUGACGAAAAGACAGAGAAGAAUGAGGUGCAAACAUCUGCAGCUACGACAAACACGAGCAGCGUAUCUGCGGGUAUAACGGCGUCCACAACAACAACCACAGUUACAGAAGUUACAAAACAGGCCACGUCAAAUCCAUCUACAACUGCGACAGUAUCAACCGCUACAUCAGUUACAGCGACAACAGUAGAUACAUCAAAAUCAUCUGUAACAACAGCAACGGCAGCAGUUACAACAGCCACAACAGCACCAGUUACAGCAGCAACCACAGCAACAGUUACAUCGAGUGAAACUUCAUCAUCAGCUUCAGCAGCAGUGACAGCGACAACAGUUACAACAACAACUACAACAGUGACAUCAUCAGCAACGUCAUCAUCAGCUACAUCAGCAGCAGUAACAAUAGCAACAACAGUUACAACAACAAAGUCAUCAGCGACGUCAACAGUAACUUCUUCAGCAGCAUCAGCACCAGUUACAGCAACAGCAACGACAGUUGCAACUACAACAGCAACCAAAAAUGUAACAACAAUAUCAGAAAAUUCAUCAACCACGGUUUCCCAAGCAGUAGUGAAGAUAGAAACAAAUGACAAAUUAAUGUCAUCGUCGACAUCAAAAGCCGCUUCGCCUCCAGUCUCUGAGAAAAAGCCUGAUUCAGCCAUUCAACCUUCUCCCCAACCACUUACUGCCGUCACAAUACCGCUUGAGACAAGUGCUACGGUUGGUGCGGCAGCUUCAGGUAACAAUGUCCCAGCAACACAGGAGAAUGGAUCAAACGAAAACAAAGCAGCAGAUGAAGCACCGAGUACAAUUAUCAAACAAGAAAGCCAUGGAGCAGGGCAAGCGAAACCCACUGAACCAGUAACACCCGCAUCCCUGCAGUUGCCAGUGGACGCCGAACCCUCUCCUCAGAAGUCGCCAACUGCCAGCUCUCUGCUGGUUCCCCAAGACAACCCUUCCUCCAAGCCUUCCUCCCCAGUCCCUCGAGCCAGCCCCACCACAGGUGGAGCAACAUUACAUGUCCCCGUUGUAAAUACCACUCCGAAUGUGCCAUCACAGACACCAAAAAGCUCAUCAGCAAAAUCUGAGAAAGCUGUCACUGCGGUAUCUUCAGAAUCGUUGCAAGCAGCUGCUCCAGAUAAAGAAAAGUCUCCAUCGCCUGCCCCAGAAAGCAAAAUUCAAACUACGACAGGGGAGAAAACAUCUCCAGCACCUGCACCACCUUCACCCAAUAAUCAAACCCCAACAGGAGCUAAGUCAGAGAAAACCACCCCGGUUCCUUCAACAACAUCACUACAAGAACCAGCUGGCAACAAUGAGAUAAAAUCGAAUACUGAAAACACACAGACUCAGCUGACCAUAGAGCAAGAAAAGGGAACAUCUGAUAGUGCGACAUCUUUGUCUCAAAACUCUGGUGAAAAAGGGACAAGUGAGCCACCAAAAAGUGUAGAAACGAAAGAGACAAAUAAUGCAAGUCCAAAAGCACCAACUCCCUCACCGUCACUUCAAGUGCCAAAGGAUCCCACUGCGUCAAAACCACCUUCAGCUAAUGAUAGUAGGAAGAAUCCGUCUCGAGCAUCAUUGACGUUGCAGGUACCCCAGGGUAGCGUUUCACCUACACCCAAGGGAUCAGAAGCUAAAUCACCUGGGGUAGACAAGCAAGGGUCACAGGUUUCCCUGAAAGUCCCCAGUCCAGCUUCUUCUGCCAAACAGAAGCAGGGGUCACAAGUUUCACUCAAAGUACCUAGUCCAACCUCUUCAGUAAAACAGAAGCAAGGGUCUCAGGUUUCUUUGAAAGUCCCCAGUUCUGCUACCUCUGCAAAACAGAGGCAAGGAUCACAAGCUUCACUCAAAGUUCCCAGUCCAGUUUCUUCUGCCAAACAGAAGCAAGGAUCACAAGUUUCACUCAAAGUACCCAGUUCAGCUUUGUCUGCAAAACAGAAACAAGGGUCACAAGCUUCACUCAAAGGUCCCAGUCCAACUUCUUCAAUAAAACAGAAGCAAGGUUCCCAAGUGUCAAUAAAAGUCCCCAGUCAACCGUCGCCAGCAACACAGAAACAAGGCUCUCAAAUGUCCAUCAAAACUACCAGCAAAAGCCCAACCGCUAAAUCCCAGACUGGUGGCACUGAAAGUAAACCAGUGUCGACAAAGUCUACUAGAAGCAUGGCGUCGGAUCAGAAGAACACACCUGUGGCUCAGCCACCGUCUGUUAGCAUCACAAAAGCAGAUCCCAAGGACGAAAAGGAAACAGCUGCUAAGAGACUUAAGUCAGCUACAACUACCAGUGAGUAUGAAGAAGUGGAAGAAGAAGACGACGGAGAAAGUGACGAGGACGAGCCUACUACAAAGCCUCUUGAUGCUAAUAUCAUCUCACAGGUGCAGGUCACCAAGGAGGAGACUUCCGUGACCAAAGCUGAUGUCAUUAAUGCUGAACAAGAACCAAAGCCUCAAGACAGUGGCAACACGAAGGCAGAAGGGCAAGUUACGGAGCAGAAAGUAGAUGGUGAUAUCAAAGCUGUUGCCAACGAAGUGAUAUCAGAAACUUCCAAGGAAACCGAGGUGGCCAAAGCACCACCAGUCGCAAUCCAAAAUACAAAUACUUCACUUGCUGUCCCGCAGCGGGCACAGACUGCAUCCACCGCAGCUAGUAACGGUGAAAGCGAGGAUGAAGAUGAAUCUGAUGAUGAAGACGCAGCAGUAAAAAAAUCGAACCAUCAAGACGAUAGCGCCAUUGACACCCAAAUUAGUGUAAAUAACCAGGAAGAAGAUACAGUCAAUAAUGCAAAAGCUCCAACUCCUACUUCCGCCAAAUCAAAACCAGAGAGCGCUAAGGAUAAAACAAAGGAAGAAAAUCAAACCGCUGUCAAAGCAGCAACACCAGUGGCCGCUGAAAUUAAGCCAGGUGUUAACAAUGACAAGAAUGAAAUCACUGCCACCCCAUCUAAAGCAACGACACCUGCUGUGAUCGAAACAGAAGUGAAAAGUGAAACUCAAAGCGCUGGUCAACCAACCCCACCUGCUGCAACUGAAACAAAAGAGCAAAGUGACAAAAGUGAGGAGAUAAACACAACUAUCCAGAGUGUGGCUAAAACAGCAACACCUGUUGCUACUGAACCCAAGCAAGAUGACAAAAUAACGUCACCAGUGCCCAAUAUAAAAUCAGAGAGCACGUCGGUUGAAAAUAAAGAGGAAAGCCAGACCAGUCAGACAACAGGCCAAGCGGCAACACUUGUUGUAAACGAAAACAAGCCAGAAGCUGACACAAGCGGAAACAAAGAAAACACUGAAAAAGCACCAACACCUGCUUCAACUGAAACGAAGCCAGAGAGUGCCCUUAACAAAGAAGAAACUGUGGAUAAGGACAAAGCAGCAACACCCAUUGUCGAAACAAAACCAGAGAGUAGCACAACGGAAAAAAGAGAGGGAACAGACAAGGCAACAAGCGUGACGACGCCUAUUGUCAAUGAAACAAAGAAAGAUGAAACAGCAAUCUCCAAAACGGAAGAAAGCGCAGUAAAAGCAGCGACACCUACUGAAACAAAGACCGAAGAUUCUACCGUCGUGGUUCAAGAUACAAAGAAUUUAUUAGCAGUGCCUCAGCGUGAGCAGACAGCCUCCAGCGCGGAUGAUGAAAGUGAAGACGAGGACGAAGAUGAUGAAGACGCACCGGCCACAGAGGUACACAAAGAUGGCGAUGCAGUUGUCACUCAAGUCUCCAUUGUUAAAGAUGUUACCUCCAUAAGUAAGGCAGACGACCAGACAGGAAAAACAGAAGACACCUCAAUUAGUAAAGCAGACGGUGACGAUAAACCUCCCACAUUACCAGUGCAGCAAGAUGAUGGUUCUGACGAGGAUGAAGACGAGGAAGAUGAAAGUGAAAGCGACGAUGAUGAUAAAGCAAAUUCAAGUGAAGCUGUGGUCACUGCAGUCUCCUUAAACAAAGAUGAUACCAAUUUGACCAACACGGGUGGAAAUGAAAAACAGGCCGAUGAACACCAAAAUUCUACCGAAGUCGUUGCCAGACAUGCCAGUGCCGCAACAGCGAAAUCCAGCGCCAGGACAAGUAGGUCUGCCCAGCAAACCCCUUCUGAAAUGGAAAUGUCUGUUAACAUAACGAUGUUGCAGAGUGAUAAGUCGUCAGUGGUUGUUCAGGGAGCACCUGGGAAAGAUAACCAAGUUGUCCGAAAGUCGGCGCCUAGGGGAAGAGGAAAGCCGCCACAGGCUACAAGACAGCCCACGCGAGGACUGUCAACCACUCAGAAGACGGAUAUCUCAAAACAAGACUCCAAGCUUUCGCAAUCGUCAAAACCUCCGCUGCCGACACCGGGUUUGAAAAAAGAAAUCAUUAAAGCUGGGACCAAGACGUCAACGUCGCUGAAAAAGGAAGACACAACGCCAAAAACAAAAACUUCAACCACUUUGAAAAAAGAAGAUUCCAAAGCUGUCAGCAAAACUUCAACGUCAUUGAAAAUAGAAGAUACGACUGCAGCUAAAGUCAAAACGUCAACCGAUUUGAAAAAAGAAGAUUCUAAAGCUGCCAGCAAAACUUCAACAUCAAUUAAAAAAGAAGAUACGACUGCGACUAAAGCAAAAACGACAACCUCUCUCAAAAAAGAAAAUACAAACCAGGGCCAGGGAUCAGUAUCCAAAAACAACACAUUAGUCAAGAAGAAUGACACAACUGUGUCAUCUCGGGCACCGACGAAAACAAAUCUGAGCAGACAGCCCACAAAAACUUCCCAAAAACCACCCAUGUCUCGCAAUACAACGUCAAAUAAACUUGCACCAGGUAAAACGGCUACAUCUACAAGCAUGAAAGAGAAGUCGAAACAAGUGACUACAGGACAAAGUGCAACUGUCACUGACGAUGUAAAGGAAAGUGCUGUAAACAAGACAGAAACGACGGAGGAGAUCAAAAAUAAAGAAGUUACUUCGUCUGAGGAACAGUCUAUCGAGGAAAAGGAAGCAUACGUGAAAGGUGAGGAAGAAGCGGCGGAAGUUACAACCCCUGGUGCUGAACAGGAAACUACGUCAUCAGACAAUGGGGGAGAUGUCAAAGGAGAAAAAGAAGCUAAACCUGAAGAAAUAACACUGGGUGCUGAGCAGAAUGCCGAGGUGAAAGGAACGGCGUCUGGUACCGAGACAGGAAGUCCUGAUGCUGUUAAAACAGAGGCAAGUCAGCAAGAUACCAACAAAACAGAGCAGAAAGUAGAUGAUAAGGAAAAAAUCCCUGACCAUGCCGAGAACACAGAGGUAAAAACAGAAGAAAAUGCAAAAGAAGGUUUAGAGGAAAAUAAGGUGAACGAAUCCAAAGAAGAAACAGAGGAUACAGCGAAGAAUGAAUCAGAAGAAAAUAAAGACGCAACAGCUGAUAAGUCCGUUGCAAAAACUGAUGCAACAGAAAAGGCAAACGAAGAAGAAUCGGAGAGUGAGAGUGAUUCGAAGGACUCUGAUGAUGAAGAAAGCGAGGAUGACGAGGAUGAUAAAGAAGGACCCGUUAUACCACAGCCUGGACAGAAACCAGACGACCAGGAACAUGCAAGUACCCAGAAACAGGUGACUUUUACAGAAGCAGCUUUAGCUGACAAGGCAGCACCAGGAGCGACCAACGCUUCAGUUACAGUUGCAUCAACACAAAAGGAACCCCUAAAAAGAGCUGGAACCAAAGAAGCGUCAAUUCUUGCUAAAAUGGAGACGACUAAGUCUAAGAGCACAUUGCGUAGGGAGAAGGUGGCUGAGCAAAAGAAACAAACACUGGCUGCGACAAACACUAAAAGAAAACCUGUUGCCCCAGUUACAAAUCAACGCACUAAAGUAUCUUUGUCUAACCGUGACAAGACAUACGUCAAGAGAGAAGAUACAAAGGCAUCAGUUGCUCCAAGAAAAGAGUCAACAUUUCAAGUUAAGCCAUCUAAAACAUUCGACAAAACGGAGACGGGUUCGAAAAAGACUCCUUCCUAUCUUAACCCAACAAAGGGGUCCAACGCAAAAAUAAAAGUAGCAAAGGAAAACACGAAAGUCCAAGGAAAGAAGGAAAAAACGACGGUGGUUGUUAAACCUGCAGCUGUCCAGAAUAAGGCAGACGAAUCUGGCCAAAAGGAGGAAGAACCAGCUAGUACUGAAAAGGAUAUCGAAGUUAAAGCUCCAAAAAGUGACGAUGUAGCAGAUGACGAAAAAGAAAAAGACAAUACUAGAAAAGCAAGUGCAUCAACGAAGACAACAGCUGACACUAAAGGAAGUGAAAGUGACUCUGAAGAAAACAGUGGGUCAUCGUCGGAAGGUGAAGAUGAUGAUGAUGAUGAUGAUGAGGAUGCAGAUAGCGACAGUGAUCAGUCAAAAACUGCAAAGAAUGGAGAAACGGUGAAGGCCACAGACCAGACGGAAAAGAAAGAAACGGUUUCGACAGAGGCCACCCAAAGUAGAGAAACCACUGGCGUCACUGAGAAAGCUGACGAAAAAGAUAAUAAUGACAACGAAGAAGGGGAUGAUGCCAGCACUACCACAGCAGCAUCGAAAACAGCUGAAAAGCAAAAGACUGCAGACGAUGAUGGGGAAGAAAGCUCUGAUUCAGAAGACGACGAGUCAGACUCUGGUGAGGCUGCUGAGGCCGAAUCCAAAGUCAGCAGUGCAAAAUCUGAGCCGCCAAAACGCAAAGAAGUAUCGUCGCCUACACAGAAAAUCAUUAACACUAGUGACGAAGGAAGUAGUGGGGAAAGUGAAGAUGAAGAGGAUGUGAAUAAAGAGGAGAUUUCCGCCACUGAAAAGUCAGACAGCGACAACAAGCAAGAAGAAGGUACGAAAAAGGAGGAUGAAAUCAAGGAAACUGACAACAAAGAAAACGAAAGCAGCGGGGAAAGUGAAGAAAGUGGAGAAAGCGAAAGUGAAAGUGAAAGUGAAGGUGAAGGUGACUCUGAUGAAAAUCAAGAGAAAGCAAAUGUUCCAGCCGCCCAAGGCUCGAUAGUUAUUGAACAGCUUUACGAGGAGAAAACUGAGAAAGAAGGUAUAGCAGAACCUAAGCAGGAGAAAACGAAACCACAACAGAAAGCCAACAAAACAGGAGUGGUGAAAAACCAACCAGGUCCAAGACAAGGGCGAAUGGAAUCGGUUACCAACUAUUUUAGAGACCCCAAAAAGAAGACAAAAUCAGACAUUAAAGGAAACAACUUGGGGGCGAAGAAAACUCCCUUGGUAAAUACCAACAGAAGCAACGUCCUGUCUCUCAUCAAAAAGAAACCGCCUCACCGCAAAACAGACAAAACAUCCGUGAAGCCAGCUGAAGAAGGAGAGGCAGAAGAACAACAGAAGAAAGAAGCACAGCCUCCAGUUGUGGAAGAACCCCCUAUUGUUGACCCUAUAUUUUCCGCUAAUAAAUACAGGAAAAAGCAAUACGCCAAGAGUUUUGUUUAUGAGCUUGGACCCAAAUAUAAUGGUCCUUUUAUCACUCCACUGCCCACCUUAUUCCAACAGGCGGGCAUGGAUAAUGCCAGGGAGCCCACUCCUGUAGACAGUGAGAUGGAUAAUAUAAACGAGGUCCAAGAAGCUAACAGUGAUGUGGCCGAGAUCAAGGAUACAGCUGGCGAUGCACUCGAUAACAGCGGUCAAGGAAAUCAGCCAGAGAAUAAAGGAAAUGAAUCGGAUCCAAAAGAGCAAAAGGAAGAGGACAAAACCGAGGUUAAAACCGACACGAAGGAAGCAGAAAGUGAAAGCGAAAGUGACAGCGAAAGCGAAAGUGAUAGCGAGGAUGAGGAGCCUGUAACAGCUAGAGAGGUCACCACUGAGAAACCAAAAAGUGAAAAAGAUGACAGUGACAGUGGAAGUGAAACUGAAAGUGAAAGUGAAGAUGAGGACGACUCAACAGAAGACAAAGCAAAGACGGAAAAGGAAAAGGCAGACGCCGAAAGCGCCGAACCAACAAAGGAUGAACAGAAGAACGAUGAGAAGACAACAGAACCGGGAAAGCCACCGGACGGAGACCAACCAGGGGAUGGGGACAAACAAGGAACAUUCGUUGUUCCCCCAAAAGAGGACACGCCUACAGAGGCCAAACCCCCAGAAGAGGGCGAAAAAACUGGUGAUGACGCCAAAGCCACCAAAGCUGAAGAUGACGCCACAGCCACCAAAACUGCUGAUGACGCUACAGCCACUAAAGCUGGUGAUGACGUCACGGCCACCGCCUCUUCUGAUCAACAGCCAGCCGAUGGUGCCAAGGAAGGGAACGAAACUAAGACUGAAGAAGCCUCGGCAAAAGCCGACGAUGACGAGAGCGGCAGUGACUCGGGGUCUGAUGACGAUAGUGGGAGUGACACGGAGACAGAGGAGACGGUCAAAAAAUCUGGCCCCGAGGGUGCACCGGACACGGUGAAAGCCGCCCCUAAGGCCGCUGCCAAUGACGAAGAAGACAGCGGCUCCGAAUCCGACACAGAAACGGACAGUGGCGAGGGUUCGGACACAGAGACCGAGGAACAACCGUCAGAAAAGAAACAUAUAGCCGCUGGGGCAGGCUUUAAUGCUGUCCCGAGGAAACCAAAGCAGCAAGAUGAUAAGUGGGUGACGUCAUCCAUCAGGGCAUCGUCGGCGGACAGCGGGUCCUCGGCGGACAGCGGUUCGGUAGUUUCCGGCAGCGACGACAGCGAGUCCGUGGCCAGCAGCUCCGAGAGCGUUCUGUCUGCAAGGAGUAAACGCAGGCAAGACUUUGCCCUUCGGAGGGCCAGUAAGUUACGGAGCAGUAGCCAGGCCAGACGGGAAGGGUUGCCACUCUCCGCUGAUAGUGUUCUGUCCCAAAGGAAAAAGGAAGCUGUUGGCAAGCGUCCCUCGUCGGCUGAAAGUCAGCUUAAUAAGCACACAGUACUCCCUCCCAUAGCCCCCAACCCUUAUAGAAGUAUAUUGAGACAGGGACAGAGGAAGAUCGCAUUUGAAGAGAACCCCAGGGUCAAAUUCUCCGACGGUCGUAUAAAGCUUCCAUUCCAACCUCUGAACGUACCGUCCAAAAUGCUCAGCUCGUGGGACAGCACCUACGGCAGACGAGAGGCGAAAAAGCGGGAACACUCCUCUCAAGUCGCUCAAGUUUCGACGAAAAACAACUUCAGCACCGUUCCGCUGAACAAAAUCAAGAAAGAUUUGAAAAGUUUCCCUUCGUUGCGGAUAGCGAACGCUUAUGCCAUUAUCAGAAAGCGGGCGAAAAUGGGCCCGUUGAGGUUUGGACGCCCUGGACGUUUUCAGUACAAUGUCGACCCCCUACCACCCAUUGGAGACGACGAGAGUCAAGAUGGAAGCACGCUUAUGUAA
Messenger RNA from Lingula anatina, 11013 nucleotides. RefSeq lists its product as uncharacterized. Lineage: Eukaryota; Metazoa; Brachiopoda; Lingulata; Lingulida; Lingulidae. The record is from RefSeq and is a predicted model, not a curated record.